This is a messenger RNA of Pistacia vera, 1853 nucleotides long. Its product is annotated as putative E3 ubiquitin-protein ligase RING1a. The record is from RefSeq and is a predicted model, not a curated record. The transcript is spliced from 10 exons. Bases 156 to 1553 code for a protein of 465 amino acids. NCBI's taxonomy places the organism in Eukaryota, Viridiplantae, Streptophyta, Magnoliopsida, Sapindales, Anacardiaceae.
AAGCCAUAUUCUUCUUUCUCACCACCUUCUCUCCUACACAAAUCACCACCACCACCAACAGCAACGAUCCUUUUCUUCACUUUGUACAUACACAGAUUCUCACUUUUUAAAAUUUUCAAAUACACCCCCAACACCCACCACAACUCUUACUCACAAUGCCAGCUCAGAAGCGUUCUUACGACAACUCCUCCAUUCCCCCACCCGACGACGCUCAUGAUUCCCCGCAACGCCAACACGCCAACAACCACCACCACCACCACUAUGCCGAAACUAGUGCUGCAGGAGCAGCUGCUGCCGCUGCUGCUGAUGCUGAUGUGGAUGGCAACGAAUCUGAUCGAAGCCGUUCGUCUGGUAACGAGGAAAAGGACGAGUUUGUCCUAGUAAAGUUGUCUGAUAUACGCAAGGAAGUGCAAUGUCCUAUAUGUCUGGGGAUCAUUCGCAAAACACGGACAGUUAUGGAAUGCCUGCAUCGUUUCUGCAGGGAAUGCAUUGACAAAGCUAUGAGAAUGGGGAACAAUGAAUGUCCUUCCUGCCGCACGCACUGUGCUAGUCGUCGCUCUUUGAGAGACGAUCUAAACUAUGAUGCCUUAAUUGCAGCCUUGUAUCCAGAUAUUGACAAGUAUGAGGAGGAGGAAUUGGCUUUCCAAGAAGAGGAGACAACUCGCAACAAACAGAUCCAAGCUUCCAUUGCACAAACUUUCCAGCGGCAAACAGAAGCUCUUGGCCGCAAACGGACUGCUAAAGCCACAGCAGCUGCAUUUGUGAGGAGAUCAAAUGGUCGUUAUCGAGAUACUCCUCUGGGGAGGAGGAGGAACUAUCGAACAACUGAACUUCAGGGAUCUGAUGAUAAUGAAGAUGCAAAUGGAGAUGCAGGCAAUAAUUCAUCUUCUGCUGAUGAACGCUCAACAGAAGUUAGACCAAAGAGAGCCAAGAGAUGGGUUGGAGCUCGGUUUUCUCAAUCUUCAGCUGCUGGUAGUGCUGACGGAGGUGGUGAUGAAAAUGACUCUGAAGUCAAUAGAGAAUCCAUGGGUGCAUCUGCUGGACUCAUUGGCCCUUCUGAAAGGCUUGCCUGGGGCAAAGGCGGCAUGCGGUCUCACACACGGCAUGGCAGUGUGAGUGGUGGAAACGGUAAGAAUGCCCGGAACAACCGCCUCUCUAAAAUAGUUGAUUAUCUCCGGAACUUGGAGGAAAAAGAUGACCAGUUGGAUAUCCACCUUAUGCUUGUUUCUUUUGACGAACAAAGAAUCCCAAGUUUGCAACAGCCAUACCUCUGCUGCAGGCCUACAUUGUCUGUGAGGCACUUACGUCAGUAUGUUGCUCUCCAUACUGCACUGCAAGCAAAUGAAAUUGAAAUAUACUUGGUAAAAGAGUUGCAUACCAAACUCAACCCUCCAACCUCUGCAAAUUCUCCAACUUCUAACCCUAGUGUGAUAGAUCUGGGCAAAGAUAAGCUGCAAGCUUUAGAUGAGCAAGAAACUUUGGCAGGGCUUAAAACACAAAAUUUCAGCCAAGGGCAACUGCUUCUGGCAUAUCAGAAAAAUUUGUCCAACUGAAAGUGGUGACUACGGACAUUAUUGCUGGAUUUGUCAUCAAGAAGUAGCUGUUAAUGGUGUUUUUACAAAGCAAAGGCAGAUAUAAAUAUACUUAAAACAGGGAUCACAGGUAGGUUUCAAUUGCUCUAGAAUAAUUAGUCUUAUUAUAUAGUAAGUAAGAUGAGGCUUUAGAUAAUCUAAUGUACACGUAGAGUGUUUUAGAAGUAAGAAAUUAUUAGUGUUGUCAUCCAAAAUGGCUUGUUGCAACUGACAUAAUGUCAUACAUAUAUAUUUUAUUUCAACUCUGUGAUUGUAAUUGUU